This is a messenger RNA of Pleuronectes platessa (European plaice), 1312 nucleotides long. RefSeq names its product potassium channel, subfamily K, member 3a (gene kcnk3a). Gene Ontology annotation, molecular function: potassium ion leak channel activity; open rectifier potassium channel activity. The coding region runs from base 1 to 1197 and encodes 398 amino acids. The record is from RefSeq and is a predicted model, not a curated record. NCBI's taxonomy places the organism in Eukaryota, Metazoa, Chordata, Actinopteri, Pleuronectiformes, Pleuronectidae. Gene Ontology annotation, cellular component: membrane. The transcript is spliced from 2 exons. Gene Ontology annotation, biological process: potassium ion transmembrane transport; stabilization of membrane potential.
AUGAAGAGGCAGAACGUGCGGACCCUCGCCCUCAUCAUCUGCACCUUCACCUACCUGAUCGUGGGCGCCGCGAUCUUCGACGCGCUGGAGUCCCAGAAGGAGACGAGCCAGCGGCGGAAGCUGGACCUGAGGAAAGCGGCGCUGCUCCGGACCUUCAACUUGUCCUCGGUGGAAUUCGACGAGCUGGAGAAGGUGGUGCUGCAGCUGAAGCCGCACAAAGCCGGCGUGCAGUGGAAAUUCGCCGGCUCCUUUUACUUCGCCAUCACUGUCAUCACCACCAUAGGAUACGGCCAUGCAGCCCCCAGCACAGAUGGAGGGAAGGUGUUCUGCAUGCUCUACGCCCUCCUGGGCAUCCCGCUCACCUUGGUCAUGUUCCAGAGCGUGGGUGAGCGGAUCAACACCUUCGUCAGGUACCUGCUCCACCGCCUGAAGAAGUGCGUGGGCCUGAGGCACACGGAGGUCUCCAUGGUCAACAUGGUGAUCAUCGGUUUCAUAUCUUGCAUGAGCACAUUGUGCGUCGGGGCACUGGCCUUCUCCCACUUCGAGGGCUGGAGCUUCUUUCAUGCCUUCUACUACUGCUUCAUCACGCUCACCACCAUCGGCUUCGGGGACUAUGUGGCGCUGCAGAACGAGCAAGCUCUGCAGACCAAGCCCGAGUACGUGGCCUUCAGCUUCAUCUACAUCCUGACUGGUCUGGCUGUGAUCGGAGCCUUCCUCAACCUGGCAGUGCUGCGCUUCAUGACGAUGAACGCCGAGGACGAGAAGCGGGACGCAGAGCAGAGGGCGCUCCUCGCUCACAACGGGCAGGCGGGCGGACAUAUCCACUGCUCUGCCGACCCGGCCUCCUCCUCCUCCACACCCUCUGGAUGCGGUGGAGGGAGCGGGGCGGGGGGCAACGGACCAGCGAGCCGAGGCCUGCGCAACGUGUACGCUGAGGUGCUCCACUUCCAGUCCAUGUGCUCCUGCCUGUGGUACAAGAGCAGGGAAAAACUGCAAUACUCCAUACCCAUGAUCAUCUCACGGGACCUCUCCACCUCGGACACCUACAUGGAGCAGGGAGAGGCCUUUUCCAACCCCCUCCACUCGAAUGGAUGCGUGUGCAGCCUGCAGCGUCACUCGGGCAUCAGCUCCGUUUCCACUGGUCUGCACAGCAUCAAUACCUACAGAAGACUCAAUAAACGUAGAAGCUCCAUCUAAGCCGAGAGGAGUUUCAUGCUCUAAGGUCAAGUCCAACUCGAGUCUACCAUGUGGAGAGGGAGGGGGGGGGGGGGCCCUCCUGCCGUGGCACUAGAUUAGCUGUGGACAUCAGGGC